Molecule: messenger RNA, 1544 nt
Organism: Musa acuminata subsp. malaccensis (wild Malaysian banana)
Lineage: Eukaryota; Viridiplantae; Streptophyta; Magnoliopsida; Zingiberales; Musaceae
Source: RefSeq, a predicted model, not a curated record
UCCGCGGUUCUUCUCGAUGGGAGAGGGACAGAGAUGGGUUCCGUUUCCAAGAAGCAGGAGGAAACGAGGGAUUUAACGCAUCGGCCUCGUCUCUUCUCGUCUCCUCCUCCGUUGUAUUUUGUCCAAGAAGAGGAAGUAGGUGUUGGGGUUUAGGUCCGCGUGCUGCUUCCGUUGUUGUUGACGGUGGUGGAAGAAGGUGACCUGAUGGCGGUGGAAGCAGAGGCUACGGCCGCCGACUUCGCCCUCUCCGAGACCAACAUCAACUGGGACAGGUUGGACAAGACGAGGUUCCAUGUUAUUGGUGCUGUUCUCUUUACUCUUCAAUCUGGGUUAUUGCAUCCAACAGCUGUUGUUAAAACUAGAAUUCAAGUUGCUGAAGCAGGAUUAUCACACAUGCAUGGAUUUUCAAUGUUUAGAAGAAUACUAAGAUACGAUGGAAUUCUUGGACUGUACAGAGGUUUUGGUACCUCUGCCAUUGGAUCGUUACCUGGUCGAGUAUUGGCUCUUACAUCACUUGAAGUAUCUAAAGAUAUGAUGCUCAAAUACACAGAACACAUGGAUCUUUCUGAGGCAACACGCAUUGCUUUGUCUAAUGGAGCGGCAGGGUUGGUCUCAAAUGUAUUUUCAUGUGUUUAUUUUGUGCCUUUGGAUGUGAUUUCCCAGAGACUGAUGGUGCAAGGUCUGCCUGAAAUGAUCAAAUAUAAUGGCCCUUUUGAUGUCAUUCGUAAAGUGCUCAGGAGCGAGGGACUUCAUGGCCUUUAUAGAGGUUUCGGGAUAACAGUGGCAACCCAGUCACCUGCAUCUGCUCUUUGGUGGGGUGCUUAUGGUGCUGCUCAACAUGUUAUUUGGAGGAGCUUAGGCUAUCAAAAUGAUGCAGAGAAAAAACCAUCUCAGUUAGAGCUAGUAACUGUUCAGGCGACUGCUGGAACCUUGGCUGGUGCUUGUUCAUCAAUUAUCACUACUCCGAUAGAUACAAUCAAGACUCGGCUGCAGGUCAUGAACGGGUACGUAGGCAGGCCAUCAGUUACCAAGACGAUGAAGCGGCUUGUUGAGGAGGACGGCUGGAGAGGUUUCUAUAGAGGGUUUGGCCCCAGGUUCUUAAACAUGUCACUCUGGGGUACCUCGAUGAUUGUGACAUACGAACUCACAAAGAGGCUAUCCGUGAAAUGCUGAGUGAUUCUUUUAACUGGAUGAGAUACGUGAAAGGGGAGGGUAGGGGAUGGCUGCGGAUCUUUGAGUUGUCAUUGCACUUCCUCUGAAAGUGGUAGAUACGACAUUGCAGGAUAUUGGGAAUGCACAAUUCUUUCUCUCUCUUGUGAUGUGUAGAGGUGAUGGCACCCGAACCAUUCUCCUGCGCUCUCGAUUCCCUUGGUGAAGCUGAUUCUUUACUGCUAGUGAUCAAGGCUGGUUGAUGGUCUUAGAGGUGGCCUACUCCACAAGCAUUUUGCAGUCUAGAUGAUAUUAUGUGCCAGCUGAAAGCUGAAAGAAAAUUAUUCUCCAUAUUACUGAGGAUCGAAGGAAUCUGAUCUAAGUUCGUUUUGAUU